CCCACCAAGAGAUGGGUUCAUUUUGCUCACAAAAAACACACACAUUUUUGUUUCCAUUUUUUGUUUUCUUCUUCUUCUUCUCUUCUCUUCACUUCUUUUUCCUAUUUUAAUGACAUUUUCAACAUAAAACUGGACUAAGUAAACUUUUGACUGUAAAACAUUGGAUUCUACCUGAGCUUUAGUUGUAAGGCUUAAAUUUGUAACUCAUCUUGAUCGGUAAUCUGGAUUCUAAAAAUGGUAACAACGCUUUUACUUUCAUAGAUUAGCCAAUUGAGCGCAUUCAGUCCAUCAAUAGUUCAUUGUUAUUGCCGAAACUAAUCAGUUUUAGUGUCAACUUUCGUUUUUUAUUUCAUCUGAAAGGAAAAAAGAAAGUGAAAUUGGUCUAAAUUUAAACUUUUUUACAAUCAACAGGGCGAAAGUAAAAGUCUAAGAUAGCAAAUGUCAUAAUCAUCAUUAUAAUCAUGUCUUGAAAGUGACCUGCGUUCAAUGAGACGAGCAAGGCGAAGAGAGGAGAGACAGAGGAGGAUGGUUGGAGAAAGAUGAGGAAAGAUGACAAACAGUAAAAACUCCUCCUUUAAAGGCGUCAACUUGCAUUUCAAGUGUUAGUUGAAUGAAAGGUGCUCCAGAUUGAAUGUGCAGUUUGUGUCUAUAGCUGAAGGUCUAAACAUCAAGUCAAGUCUCAACAUGAUUGUCCAAGAAUCUCAUCUAUAUUUUCAUGGAAACCAACAUGAAUCAUCCGAAAUUCAACUUCCAAAUUCAACAACUAAUUUCCAUUCUGAAUGUGCUUCUCCAUUGGAUUUUACUCAACAAAAUAUUACACCAACAGCAACAUCAAUAGCAAAUACAACAACAUCAACCGAAAACAAAUCAACAAAUUGUAAUAAAUUGACUUCUUUUAAAAUUGAGGAUUUACUCGGAAUUUCAUCUAAAAAUUUAAAAAACACAUUGAAACGAAAAAGAGUUAGAACUAUUUUCACCCAAUUCCAACUGGAUGUUUUAGAGACAGUUUUCAAAACUAAUCAAUACAUGGUUGGACGAGAGAGAAAGAUAUUGGCAAGUCAACUAGGAUUAACUGAUGGACAGAUCAAAGUUUGGUUUCAAAAUCGAAGGAUUAAGUCAAGAAAAACGUCGAGUUCACCAAAAUUUAAUUUAGUUUAAUUUCAUUGAUUGAGUUUGUUUCAAAAUGAUUUCCAUUUUCAACUUAUCUCUUGUUUCAUAUCCUUUUUUGUAUAUAAUUUCAAUUGUUUGCUCUGAACAACAAAAAGCCUCUUAACU
This is a messenger RNA of Tetranychus urticae (two-spotted spider mite), 1275 nucleotides long. RefSeq lists its product as uncharacterized. Gene Ontology annotation, cellular component: nucleus. Gene Ontology annotation, molecular function: RNA polymerase II cis-regulatory region sequence-specific DNA binding; DNA-binding transcription factor activity, RNA polymerase II-specific. Gene Ontology annotation, biological process: central nervous system development; neuron differentiation; regulation of transcription by RNA polymerase II. Lineage: Eukaryota; Metazoa; Arthropoda; Arachnida; Trombidiformes; Tetranychidae. The record is from RefSeq and is a predicted model, not a curated record.